This is a messenger RNA of Capronia epimyces CBS 606.96, 543 nucleotides long. RefSeq lists its product as uncharacterized. The transcript is spliced from 2 exons. The record is from RefSeq and is a predicted model, not a curated record. The coding region runs from base 238 to 543 and encodes 101 amino acids. NCBI's taxonomy places the organism in Eukaryota, Fungi, Ascomycota, Eurotiomycetes, Chaetothyriales, Herpotrichiellaceae.
UGGAUCUCGGUCACCACCACUGUGCUUUACUAUGCAAUAUAUCCUGUUUACCUCGUGCUGAGGGCCCUAUGGUACAUCUUGGUAUUACUAGCGACUCCGUUUCUGUCCAUUGGACGCGUCAUAGGGAGCAUCUCACUCAUUCCAUGGCGCAUUUUUGCGCGUUUCGAGGCAGUUUGGUAUUUUCUCGGUUGCGCAAUCUUGCUCGGAACCGUUCUCGGAUUGCUUUUGCAUUUCACCAUGCUAGCCUUCGUCGUGAUUUUCGACCUUGAUCGCAGACCAUCCCCGGAACCGAUCCCACCCAAGGGACAUGAUGCAAUAUCUUACAGGAAGGCGAGAGAAGCGAAGAGGCAAAGACUGGAAGAACUACAAAGACGAGCUGUGCAGGCCAGGUUGAUUGCGUCACAGCCGCUGAUUCAAGAAGUUGUGAGGGACGUCAGAAGGAUGCCUCUCUUCGGCCCCUCUGGUGGUCCAGUCAGCCCAAAUCUUCUGCGCGAGACGAUCCUUGAGCACAGUGAAGAAGACGAUAGUGAGUCUGUAUUUUAG